CGAUUCUUCUUCGUAAUCACGAAGCUAUUUCGAAUACAGGAAAAAGGAAACCGAAAACCCUAGAAGAGGCGUAGGGGUUUUGCUCUUCGAUUCCUUUGAUAUCUUCAAAGAUGCAAUUAACUCUUGAAUUCGGUGGAGGCUUGGAGCUGCUAUGUGACUCAGUAAAGAUCCAUAAAGUGAACGUCGACUUCCCCGAUGGGGCAGACAAUUUGACUAUGAAGCAUUUGCUUUCUUGGGUGCGUUCCAAUUUGAUUAAGGAGAGGCCUGAAAUGUUCAUGAAAGGGGAUUCUGUGAGACCGGGAGUUCUAGUGCUGGUGAAUGACUGCGACUGGGAGCUCAGCGGCCAGCUUGAUACGGUCUUAGAAGAAAAGGAUGUCGUGGUUUUCAUUUCAACCCUUCACGGUGGCUGAUAACUGCAGGACUGGCCGGGUCUGGUCUGGUCUGGGCAUUGUGGUGCCUUGUACUAUCCCUGAUGCGUAUUUGCUAAAUACCCGAAAAUCUUCUGUUCUUUUACUAUUGUGAAUUGUGAAUGAGUGAGUCGCUUUGCUUUUGUUACUUCUGAUUUCUUGAGGAAUUCAGCAAUAGCAGAAUGUAAUGUAUUUAAAGAUCUUAUGAUCUUGAACCUUCUUACCUAAAUAUUAGAAAUCCCUCAUGCGUUCAUUG
Messenger RNA from Tarenaya hassleriana, 663 nucleotides. RefSeq names its product ubiquitin-related modifier 1 homolog 1. The record is from RefSeq and is a predicted model, not a curated record. Gene Ontology annotation, cellular component: cytoplasm; nucleus. Gene Ontology annotation, molecular function: protein tag activity. The transcript has 4 exons. Gene Ontology annotation, biological process: protein urmylation; tRNA thio-modification. NCBI's taxonomy places the organism in Eukaryota, Viridiplantae, Streptophyta, Magnoliopsida, Brassicales, Cleomaceae. Bases 111 to 410 code for a protein of 99 amino acids.